Cavenderia fasciculata is the source of this 2223-nucleotide messenger RNA. RefSeq lists its product as uncharacterized. Bases 1 to 2223 code for a protein of 740 amino acids. NCBI's taxonomy places the organism in Eukaryota, Evosea, Eumycetozoa, Acytosteliales, Cavenderiaceae. The record is from RefSeq and is a predicted model, not a curated record. The transcript is spliced from 3 exons.
AUGGAGGAGAGGAUGGUCUACUCUUAUAUUAUAAAGACAGCAACAACAAUAGAUAUUAAUGAAGAGACAAUUAAAAGAGUAUUGACAAACAAGAUACUAUUUAGAAAGAUUAUUCAAGUUGGAAGAAAGACAACACAGAAUCUACUACAAUGUUAUAGUUAUAAUCAGAUUAUUAGUGUAGAGUGGAUGAUUGUACAUGGUCAUUUGGGUCUACUAGAGUACAAGUUGAAAAGAGAUGAUCCGUUACAUUUUACAUUGGUAUCGAUAGAGUUGGUAUGCAAGUGUAUUGGUGGUGGUGGUGAUAGUAGUAGUAUGUCACUGUUUACUCGCAUCUAUGAAAAAAAGAGAUCAAUGUUUUAUGCAAAUACAUUGUUAGAGUAUGCUGCUUCAUCUGGUAACAUGAAAUGUGACAGAGCCAUCUUUGUACUAGAUGAUUUUGUCCGAUGGUUUCAAGAUUUAGCGUCACUAUCACCCGUGGAACUUGGUAGAGUUGGUGCAUUGGAGAUAGUUGAAUGGGUGUUGGAGACGUUUAUAGGAGACCAGCCAAGCAUAAUACUGGUGCGAGAUGCAAGAGAGUUGACUGCUCUAUUCGGACGGUUGAGUCGAAUCGAGCAAGAGUAUCUAUGUUUUGUACAGUACUCUACAAAUUAUACCAGUUAUUGUGUAAUAGACUAUAAACACCACAUUUUAACAAUGUAUUCGAAAUACUAUCAAUUGGAGACAGAGUCUGUAGUAGAGACACUCAACACUGAACAAUUGGCAUUUAUUACACAUAUUUUUAGUGUGUGUAAUGUUGGUGAUAUUAUCCAGUAUGGGUCGGUUCCAUUACUACGUUGUGCGUGGGCGAUUAAAGGACAAGGAUAUUUUGCAAGUGUAAUGCAUCGAUUCACAUCGAGUGAUAGUCUAGAAGCACUAGAAUACAUACAUGAAAAGAUACCAAAUUGUCUAGGUCGCAAAGACCUGCAGUAUGCAAUCACCAACCAUCAUGCCGACAUUGUCCAAUUCAUCGCACACCAUUAUCCAAACUUAAUGGUCGAUCUUGGAAACGACAGUUUAAUCUUGGAUGCAUACACUAGUCUAUAUGACCCACACGUUGCCAAAGUACUCAUUGACAAUGAUGCAACAUCUCAUCCAGUAUUCGAUCAAGUCAGUAUCCUACCACUCGCCACUACAUUCCCCAGUCUUGACGCACUCAUCUUUUACCUUACCUACAUUGACCAUACACUCGAGAGUAUUACUGUCAAUUUCAAUUCUGAAGACGAAUUGCCAAUUCUAAAGUACCUUGUCCAACACUAUGGGGCAACAUUAGAUAUGAACAGUAUUAUGAAAAAAGCAUGUGAAAGUGGAUACCUAUCAUUUGUACAAUAUCUUGUAGAAAUACAUUAUGAAAAGUCAAAUACCGGUAUUGCAUCGACCUUUGUAGACACUGCAUUUGUCCGUGGUCAUCGAUCAAUUGUACACUACCUAGUCACUGAAAAACAGAAUCAUUUUGGUCAAUCAUCUUGGCAAAAGGCUGGUAGUCUUGGAGACGCCGAUCUAUUCGAAUUUGUCAUUUCACAUACCAUUCCUUCUCAACUACAAUCUGCAAUCAAAACUUCAAUGUUACAAGCUUGUAAAAAUGGAAUGUUUAAUCUUAUUCAAUAUAUUCAUAAUAAUUAUUUAAUUAAUAAUAUAAAUAAUAAUAAUAGUAAUAAUAGUAAUAAUAGUAAUAAUGUAGAUAGUAUAGAUAAUAAUAAUAGUGAAGAAGAAGAAGAAUUUUUAUUUUUAUCAAGAUUAAUGAUUGAAGCAGUUGGAUAUGAUCAAUCAAGAAUAUUAAAAUAUUUAAUUGAUAAUACAAAAGUUAGAGAUGACGGUAGUGAUAAAGAUAAAGAUGUAAAAUUGAAAGUUUUUAAAAGUAAAUCAACAAGAACAGAGUUACUUGAAACAUUGAUGGUAUCAAUUAUUAAUGGAUGUCAAUUGGAAUGUUUCAAGUUACUUGUUGAUAGUAAUCAAUACAACUAUCAAAUCAAUAAGGGGCAUACUAUGGUGUUGGCAAAACAUAGUGCCAGUUUUCCACUACUACUCCAUCUUAUCGAGAGCGAUAAAGAUAUCAUGUAUCAUAUUUACACGGUCAGUCCAACACCUUUAAAUCUAAAACUUCAAAGAAUCAUAACUGACAAACAAAGAAUAACAAAUAAUAUUAAUGAAAUGCUCAAUAAUAAUAAUGAUGAUGAUUUUGAUUAA